AUGAAGACACUGAACCUGGUUGGAGCGUCGAUUGACGAUCUCCAGGCCGCCCUAUCAUCAGGUAGCUUAACGAGCGUCGAGUUGGUUGCGCUGUACCUCCGCCGCGUGGCUCGCUACGACUGCCACGGGUUGGCUCUUAACUCAAUUCCUGUUCUCAAUCAGCAUGUCUUUGACGAAGCCGCCGCCUCCGACGAUCGUCGAGCGAAUGAACAGCCCGUUGGUCGCCUUGAAGGUAUCCCAUAUACCGUCAAGGACAGCUACAAGGUCAAAGGCAUGACAGUCGCCAGCGGAUCCCCGGCAUUUAAGGAUCUCAUCGCCAACGAGGAUGCCUUUACUAUCUCUGCUAUCAGAGCCCAGGGGGGCGUGCUCAUCGGCCGUACGAACAUGCCGCCAAUGGCAUAUGGUGGAAUGCAGCGAGGCAUCUAUGGACGCGCCGAGAGCCCAUACAAUCCCGCAUGCUUGGCCGCCGCCUGGGCGUCUGGUUCCUCCAACGGGUCUGCAGUUUCAACAGCAGCUUCCAUGGCAGCCUUUGGAAUGGCCGAAGAGACAGUUUCUUCUGGACGAUCUCCUGCGUCGAACAAUGCCCUCCUAGCGUACACGCCCUCAAGAGGAUGGCUUUCCAUACGUGGCAACUGGCCCCUCUACCCGACUUGCGACGUGGUGGUGCCACAUACGAGAACGAUGGAUGACUUGCUGAGGCUCCUCGAGGUCAUCACAGCGAAGGAUUCUUCAACUGAAGGCGAUUUCUGGAGACAUCAGCCAUUCAUCAAACUGGCUGAGCCAUGGGGCCCGCUAGGUCCAACUGCAGGGUUGUUCCGAAGCAUUUCAGAGGCCGUCUCACUGAAAGGCCGACGCAUCGCGGUCCCUAGUAUGUACAUUGGCGGGCCUGCGCCGCAUGGCGCUACGCCGGUCUUCACGAGUGACGACGUCAUGCAACUAUGGCAACAUGCGCAGAGGGAGCUGGAGGCCCUGGGCGCCGAGAUUGUCGCUGUUUCCGAUUUCCCUGCUGUCACAGGAUAUGAGAACCCGUCUUCGCUUCCAGAGGGGUCCGCACGCCUGCCAGAUGACUGGAACUGGUACGAGAGGGGUCCCAUAGUUGCUCAUGGAUGGGAGAGCUUCUUACGGGAUAAUGCAGACCCCAAGCUUUCCAGUUUGUCUUGUGUCGACGAAUUCAACAUCUUCCCGCACUCCAUGCGAACGCCAGUCGAGCUGAAGCAUGUUCCAGCAUCAAACUCGAUUCAUUGGGGCAAGCUUUUCAGCUAUACCCGUGAGACGCCCAUGUUUGAGACCAAGAAUCUGGAGACCGCCGUCAAUGCACUCGAGGCCAUGCGCAAACAACUUGUGGAUGAUUAUCUUGACGAGUACAAGUGCGACUUCUUCGUCUUCCCGUGUCAGGGCGAUGUGGCGGCCGCAGACUCGGAUAUCGACCCAGACGCGGCCGCUCACGCAUGGGAGAACGGAGUCUGGUACAGCCAUGGAAACAGAGCCCUUCGCCACCUGGGCAUCCCGUCUGUGACGGUACCGAUGGGUAUCAUGGCCAAGAAACAGAUGCCUGUCGGUCUGACUUUUGCAGGCCGGGCAUACGACGACGCUGAUCUACUCAGAUGGGCCAAUGCCUUCGAGAAGCGUACUCGGCUGCGCAUUGAGCCUCCCCACACGCCAGCUCUGGACUCGGAUGUGAUCCAGCUGAAGGCCGCACCUGCAGCUCUGAUCAGACAAGCGAGACCACUUCUCAAUGUAGAGACGUAUGAGGUUUCUCCUAACGGAGCGAAUAACCUCUUGCUCAAGAUCCAGGGAACGCUGCAGGUUAAUGAAGAUGUACAGGGCGCCGUCAAUCCCGUCGUAGAAGUCAUGGUCAAUGGCGAAGAUAUCCCAUCAGAGCAGAUCCACAUCACCAGUCGCUCCAAUAUGGCCAGUUUUGAGUGCGAUAGGGGCACUCCCAGAUGUCGCCGGUGUAUAGCGGCUGGGGCGGAAUGCAUGGCGGUCAACCGACAGACUGCAGCUGAAAUACCACGCAGUCUGCUCCAACAUCUGGAACAGCAACUAGAAGAGCUCCAGCGCACAAAAAGCCUCCCCGAUGUGGCCAGUGUUGGCGCUGAUGGUAACCGCUCGCGUGGGGAUCUCGACCAGAGUCAUGCCAGGGCUCUGGAAAUGGCUACCCUGUCCAUUACAGCCCACAUGACGCCGGACUUGUUUGACUCGGACGUUAGGAUUCAACAUCGGGCCAAGCUCUUCUAUCCCUCAGAACGGCCGCCUCUGAAAAUUCCGGUCCGUGGCCUCUAUUUCCAUGAUCAAACAAGAAGCGCCGGCAGGGCGUAUGCCUCCCAGUUCUCUCACUUCAAGGCGACCAACAUCCCUAUCCACGUGGCUCGGCGUCUGUUCAAGAAAUACAUGGAUGAGGUCCUCCCAAGGUUCCCCUGCUUCAUGGAGGAAGAUCUCGAUAAUUAUUUCGAAUCCUUCUAUGGCCAUGGUACUCUCGGUCAACAGCAGACUACCAUGCCUAGCUUUAUAGUCCCAAUGAUCCUGGCCAUCAGCUCGCUUACGUCGAACAGUCACGAUUUCCCAAAAGUCGCAGCGUUGAGUGAGUCGCUGCAUGCCGAUGCUCUGGAGAACGCUCAGCUUCUUAAAACUUCAUCAGUUGCAAGCCUUCAGUGUCUCGUUCUCCUCAUCCAACUGGGGCUUCUCCUCCCUCACACCGCCAACUGCUGGUUCAUCACAGGCGAAGCGAUGCGCAUGGCAGUUGGUCUGGGACUGCAUCAGGAACCGGACCCAGCCAUUAUCCCUGAUCCAGCCCAUGCCGAACUACGAAGGAGGAUCUUUUGGACGAUCUACCAACUCGACCGAAUCGUCGGCAUUGCUGCUGGAUGUCCCGUAGCUCUGAGUGAUGCACACAUUAGUGUUCACCUCCCAUACAACGGCGGUGACCCUCAUACGACUCCAGAAUGGUUCGGUCUUCAGAGGUCUCAUGACUUCCGCGAGGCACAGUUUCUAAUUCAUACCCGCAUACGCAUCAUCCAGUCCCAAAUCCACGGUGUCCAGUUUUUCGACCAGCCUUUUCCCAACCACUUCGAGGAUUAUGAUUCCUGGGUUCAGUCCAUGAUAGAUCUCAUCAAGAGUCUUGUGAACCAAGGAGCGACUGAUGGGCUAGCACGCUCGCGUCUGGAGUCCGCAGCCUACCAGUGCGAGGUACUGCUUCACAGGCCCUGCUCAAGGAACAUGGCCGUCUCUGCAUCCUCUUUGAUAGCCGCUGCGACUGCAUCAAUCCACCUCAUCACGUCACAUAUUCAAGCUGUUCGAUCUGGCGGUUUCAUCAUGGCAUUUGAGUUGACUAAUAGUGCUUUCCAGGCUGGCAUGGUGCUACUCUACGUUGUUCGCAACCACGCAGCAGAACUCGAGGGCACGCCGAUUCUCGUGUCCGGCUACGAAGCGCUGGACGCUCUCAUACAGCUUCUGGACGCGUUAUCUAUUCGUUGGCCUGCCGUGGCAGACACGGCACAUUAUAUCCGGGAAUUGGUCGACACAUGUCGACGGAACCAGAUUGGCCAAGAUGGUAGCGACUAUGACAUGAGCGUCCUCGAGGAGCUCGACUGUUUAGUGACCCAGCGCCGCGUUCACACCAUACGCCAUAGGAAUAUUCCGUUCCCUCCGCAUGCCAAGCCUGGCCCCCAGUCAGAUACGGCGAGCCAGACAAGCUGUGGGUUUCUGGAUGAUGAUGAAUGGUGGCGUGCAUUCAUCAAUGACGACGUGGAAAUGGACGGGAGUCCCUCUAUGCGUCACGAAGCUCUGGUUGAUUUCGCCUUGCCUGAAGCCCGAGUGACCCGUCCUGAACCCCAAAAUCCUGACACAUCGGCUUCAACUCCGGUUGCAGAGCUUGACAAAAUCUUGGGAGCGCUGCCAUCCUGCAGCUUCUGCCGCGACCGCCGCAUAAAAUGCCACCAGCAGCUGCCGGCAUGUAGGGAAUGCCUUCGUGUAUCGCGAGAAUGCAUGAUUUUUGACCCAGUGCAGGGGAGGAAUGUAUCCAUGAGGCGCAUUGGGUUCCUCGUCGACAAGAUCAAGCAGCUCUCUCAGGAGGCGCUCUCAGAGAAUCACUCAGAAAACCCUAGACAAACGCUUCUGGAUUCAACCAUUCUCGUUCCUUUGGAUGAAUGGAAACUGAAAUCAACAUCAGCAGUCCCCUCCGAGCAUACGUCCACGAUUUUCUUCGGCCGCUGGAGUUCCCUGGGCUGUCUUCGAAGCUUCCUGCGUCAAAAGGAGGCAUAUGUAUUGCCGAAAGAUGUUCAUCGAGCUAACUGUUUCUCUCCUUACCUUGUUCAAGGCUCAAGCUCUCUCCCCGCCGCGCCUCCGCCCAUGUCUAUGGCAAUCAGCCUGUUCCAGCUCUUUGCCCGGUCCGCAAACGUAUUCUACCCAAUCCUGCAACCAGCCAAGCUGGACGAAAUAUUGGCACAAUUCUACGCGAAUGAUGACCGCUGUUUGCAGUCUGAUACCCGGGAAUUCUUCUUUCUCGUUCUCGCCGUGUCCUCGCGUAUUGGCCAAGUCGGCCAAGCGAACCCGUCCUCACAAGCGGAUGGUUACUUCCGCAGUGCCGUCUCAGAAAUGAGCACGUCAUGUAAUCAUGCAUCACGAGCCGAGAAUAUUGCUCUCCUGCAGAGGACUCUUCUGAUCUGCCUGUAUCUACUUCUCAGUCCAGGGUCGGGCGAUGUGUGGCGGCACCUCGGUUUUGCUAUUCGUCACUUCUUCGACCUAGCCCACCGGCCAUCCAUGGAAGAGGAUCAGUUCCACGAUAUUCUAUGCACCCUAACGAGGACGCUAUAUUGCCUAGAGAGUCAGCUAUCCAUCGCAUUUGCGCGGCCCAGUUUGUUAAACAUUGGCGAUGCUCUUCGACAGGAACUGGCCAACAGGACAACGGAUAAUCUUGAGGAACAGAUCUCCAUAUUUUCGUAUCUGAUAUCUCUGCAGAUGUUACAAAUACACAGCGCUCUGCUCCAGCACAACUCACAAUCAGUAAAGGGGGCCGCUUCCAUAUGUCGAAGCCCCGCAGAGGAGGCACGCGAGUAUUGCCGAGGUCUCGACGAAUGGCUCGUCCGAUGGAAGGAAUUCGUCGAGACCGUUCCAGACGACGACGAUGAUGGCGUAUCCAGGUCCGAACUCUCUGCCUGGGGCCAGUUUCAUUACCACCUAGCUGUCUUCCGCGCCUCUCUCCUCUGGCCGACGCCAGGGGGCAGGACGACGAUGCUGUGCCGGGCCGUGGCCGACACAGGCCUUGAACUCUUCCGACAUCAGCGGCUCUUCGCACGGUUGUACUCUGGAGGGCACAAUGGGAGGCUGCCACCCUUGGUAUUUCCCCUGAGUUGGACAAUGGGUCACGCUGUUCUCGGACUGGGGCUCUCUGCUAUUUCUGGGGACUUGACUUAUGAAGACGAAGCGGAGAGAGCAUCUUCCCUGGGCCGGUGUUCCGUAUUACUAGCAGUUCUGGAGGUAGACCCGGACUAUCUCUUGGCUGGUCUGAGUCCUAUCUUGGAUAACUUGCGGGAAUGGUUAUAG
Molecule: messenger RNA, 5541 nt
Organism: Fusarium keratoplasticum
Lineage: Eukaryota; Fungi; Ascomycota; Sordariomycetes; Hypocreales; Nectriaceae
Product: Zn(2)-C6 fungal-type domain-containing protein
Exons: 8
Coding region: 1-5541 (1846 amino acids)
Biological process (GO): DNA-templated transcription; regulation of DNA-templated transcription
Molecular function (GO): zinc ion binding; DNA-binding transcription factor activity, RNA polymerase II-specific; DNA binding
Source: RefSeq, a predicted model, not a curated record